Molecule: messenger RNA, 788 nt
Organism: Closterium sp. NIES-67
Lineage: Eukaryota; Viridiplantae; Streptophyta; Zygnematophyceae; Desmidiales; Closteriaceae
Source: the annotation of a GenBank genome assembly
ACAGUGGGACAAUGACAUCGCGUACCGGAAAGGAUCAACAAAAAUCUGGGUACCCAAUUACCCUCCUUUGCGCCAGUUACUACUCGAAGAAUACCACGACGUCCUGUACGCCGGACACUUCGGUAGCAACAAGACGCUCACCGUAUCGCCAAACACUACUACUGGCCCCAUAUGCAGACGACGUCCAGAAAUUCGUCACCUCGUGUGAUACAUGUCAGCGGAUGAAGAGCAGCAAGCAGAAAAAGGCGGGACUACUGCAGCCUCUUCCUGUCCCAGAACUACCAUGGCAAGUGGUUAGCCUGGACUUCAUCACCGGGUUACCACCUACCUCCAGCGGUCAUGACGCCAUCCUUGUCGUCAUUGACAAGUUCUCCAAAAUGGGACACUUCAUCCCGACACACACGACGGCACGCACCGAGGAGACAGCACAGCUCUUCGUUCGUCACAUCAUCUCACAGCAUGGCAUCCCAACUACACUCAUCUCCGACCGAGACCCCAAGUUCACUAGCAAGUUCUGGAAGGAACUUAUGUCUCUGCUCGGCACCAAACUCGCCAUGUCAUCCGCAUACCAUCCGCAGACAGACGGACAGACCGAGCGCCUCAACCAAAUUGUUGAGCAACUCCUCCGAGCAGCCUGCAAGGACGACAUCUCCAAAUGGGACUUGCACCUGCCCGUACUCGAGUUUGCUUACAACAAUGCCACACAUGCCGCUACUGGACAGACGCCGUUCUUCCUCUGCUACGGAUGCCACCCACUCACACCACAAAAACCGACAGCAUCACCUACA